AUGGGUGUCCAGGGGACACUCAGCUUCCCUUUGGGGCUCCUGCUGGGCUCUGUGCUCCUGGUGACCUCUGCCCCAGCCACCCCGGAGCCUCAGGGCUGCAGCAGCAAGGAUCAGCAGGUCACUGUGAGCCACACAUACAAGAUCGAUGUUCCCAAGUCUGCCCUGAUCCAGGUGGAGGCCGACCCGCAGUCCCUCAGCGAUGAUGGGGCCUCACUCAUGGCCCUGGGGGAGGCUGGGGAAGAACAGAAUUUCAUCUUCAGGCACAACAUUCGCCUUCAGACACCACAGAAAGACUGUGACUUGGCAGACAGUGUCCAGGACCUCCUGGCCCGGGUGAAGAAGCUGGAGGAAGAGAUGGCAGAGAUGAGGGAGCAGUGCAGUGCUCAGCGCUGCUGCCUCGGGGCUGCAGACGUGGGCCGCCACUGCAGCGGCCACGGGCGCUUCCUCCCGGACACGUGCAGCUGCCAGUGCGCGCCGGGCUGGGAGGGCGCGGCCUGCGAGCGGCCCGCGUGCCCCGGGGCGUGCAGCGGCCACGGGCGCUGCGUGGACGGGCGCUGCGAGUGCGACGAGCCCUUCGCGGGCGCCGACUGCGCCUACCCGGCCUGCCCCGGCGCGUGCAGCGGCCACGGCGCGUGCGUGCGCGGCGUCUGCCAGUGCCACGACGACUUCACGUCGGAGGACUGCAGCGAGCGGCGCUGCCCCGGCGACUGCAGCGGCCACGGCUUCUGCGACACCGGCGAGUGCUACUGCGAGCCGGGCUUCACGGGCCUCGACUGCGCCCAGGUGGUGGCACCUCAGGGCCUGCAGCUGCUCAAGAGCACCGAGCAUUCCCUGCUGGUGAGCUGGGAGCCCACCAGUGACGUGGACCACUACCUGCUCAGCUACUAUCCCCUGGGGGAGGAGCCCUCCCUCAAGCAGAUCCAAGUGCCCAAGGAGCAGCACACCUACGAGAUUCCCGGCUUGAUGCCUGGCACCAAGUACAUCGUCACCCUGCGCAACGUGAAGAAAGACACAGCCAGCAGUCCACAGCAUCUGCUGGCCACCACAGAUCUCGCUGUGGUAGGCACUGCCUGGGUGACAGAAGAGACUGAGACCUCCCUGGACGUGGAGUGGGAGAACCCCCUGACGGACGUGGACUACUUCAAGCUGCAGUAUGGCCCCUUGACAGGCCAGGAGGUGGCCGAGGUGAAUGUGCCCAAGAGCCGCGACCCCAAGAGUCGAUAUGACAUCACGGGUCUGAAGCCUGGGACAGACUAUAAGAUCACAGUUUUUCCCAUGAGAGGCGGGCUGGAAGGCAAGCCGAUUCUCCUGAACGGCAGGACUGAAAUUGAUGGUCCAACAAAUGUGGUCACUAAUCAAGUGACAGAAGACUCAGCGGCAGUGUCCUGGAAGCCCGUGAGGGCUGACAUAGACAAGUAUGUGGUACGCUACAUCGCUCCAGACGGGGAAGCCAAGGAAAAGGCGGUACCCAAGGACCAGAGCAGCACUGUCUUGACCGGCCUGAAGCCCGGAGAGGCGUACAAAGUCUUUGUGUGGGCUGAGAGGGGCAACCAGGGGAGCAAGAAGGCGGACACCAAAGCGCUCACAGAACUUGACAGCCCUGCCAACCUGGUGACUGACCGGGUAACAGAGAACACCGCCAGUGUCUCCUGGGAUCCAGUGGAGGCUGACAUUGACAGGUAUGUGGUGAGCUACACCUCUAUCGACGGCGAGACCAGGGAGGUUCCAGUGGACAAGGAGAAGAGCAGCACCAUCCUCACAGGCCUGAGGCCAGGCGUGGAGUACAAAGUCUACGUGUGGGCUCAGAAAGGGGAUAGAGAAAGCAAGAAGGCCAAUACCAAGGCCCCCACAGAUAUUGACAGUCCCAAAAACUUGGUGACUGACCAGGUGACAGAGAAUACGAUCAGUGUCUCCUGGGAGCCUGUGCAGGCCAGCAUCGACAGGUAUGUGGUGAGCUACACCUCUGCUGAUGGAGAAACAAAGGAGGCUCCAGUGGGGAAAGAGAAGACCAGCACCAUCCUGACAGGCCUGAGGCCAGGCAUGGAGUACAAGGUCCAUGUGUGGGCCCAGAAAGGGACCCAGGAGAGCAGGAAGGCCAAUACCAAGGCUCCCACAGACAUUGACAGCCCCAAAAACUUGAUGACUAAGCAGGUGACGGAGAACACCGCCACUGUUUCCUGGGACCCAGUGGAGGCCGACAUUGAUAAGUAUGUGGUGCGUUACACCUCUGCCGAUGGAGAGACCAAGGAGGUUCCAGUGGGGAAAGAGAAGAGCAGCACCGUCCUGACAGGCCUGAGGCCAGGCGUGGAGUACAAGGUCGAUGUGUGGGCCCAGAAGGGGGCCAGGGAGAGCAGGAAAGUCAACACAAAGGCUCCCACAGACAUUGACAGCCCGAAAAACUUGGUCACUGAGCAGGUGACAGAGAACUCUGCCACCGUCUCCUGGGACCCGGUAGAGGCUGACAUUGACAGAUACGUGGUGCGCUACACCUCUGUUGAUGGAGAGACCAGGGAACUUCUGGUUGGGAAGGAUCAAAGCAGCACCGUCUUGACAGGCAUGAGACCAGGUGUGGAUUACAUAUUCGAAGUGUGGGCCCAGAAAGGGACCCGGGAGAGCAAGAAAGCCACCACCAAGGCCCCCACAGACAUUGACGGCCCGAAAAAUCUGGUGACUGAUCAAGUGACAGAGAAUACCGCCAGUGUCUCCUGGGAUCCGGUGGAGGCUGACAUUGACAGGUAUGUGGUGCGCUACACCUCUGCUGAUGGAGAGACCUGGGAGGUUCCAGUGGACAAGGAGAAGAGCAGCACCGUCCUCACAGGCCUGAGGCCAGGCGUGGAGUACAAAUUCGAUGUGUGGGCCCAGAAAGGGAUCCAAGAGAGCAGGAAGGCCAGCACCAAGGCCCCCACAGACAUUGACAGCCCCAAAAACCUGGUGACUAAGCAGGUGACAGAGAACAGUGCCACUGUCUCCUGGGACCCUGUGGAGGCCGACAUUGAUAGGUAUGUGGUGCGCUACACCUCUGCGGAUGGAGAGACCAGGGAAUUUCUGAUUGGGAAGGAUGAAAGGAGCACCGUCCUGACAGGCCUGAGGCCAGGCGUGGAGUACAAGUUUGAUGUGUGGGCCCAGAAGGGGGCCAGGGAGAGCAGGAAGGCCAGCACCAAGGCCCCUACAGACAUUGACAGCCCCAAAAACCUGGUGACCAACCAAGUGACAGAGAACACAGCCACCAUCUCCUGGGACCCAGUACAGGCAGACAUCGACAGGUACAUGGUGCGCUACACCUCUCCUGAUGGAGAGACCAGGGAGAUUCCAGUGAGGAAGGAGAAGACCAGCACUGUCCUGACCGGCCUGAGGCCAGGCGUGGAGUACACGGUCCAUGUGUGGGCCCAGAAAGGGUCCCGACAGAGUAAGAAGGCUGACACAAAGGCUCCCACAGAAAUUGACAGCCCCAAAAAUCUGGUGACUAACCGAGUGACAGAGACAACAGCCACCAUCUCCUGGGAGCCAGUGCGCGCCAACAUUGACAGAUACAUGGUGCGCUACACCUCUGCUGAUGGAGAGACCAGGGAGGCUCCGGUGCCAAAGGAUCAGAGCAGCACCGUCCUCACAGGCCUGAGGCCAGGCGUGGAGUACAUGGUCCAUGUGUGGGCCAAGAAGGGAGCCCGGGAGAGCAAGAAGGCUGACACUAAGGCCCUGACAGAAAUCGACCCUCCCAGAAACUUUCGUCCGUUUGGUGUCACACACUCCGGCGGGGUGCUGACCUGGAUGUCCCCCACUGCUCAGAUCGAUGGCUACAUUCUCACCUAUCAGUUUCCAAAUGGGACAGUGAAGGAGGUGAGGCUCCAAAGGGGCGAGCAGAGGUUUGAGUUGCAAGGCCUGGAGCAGGGCGUCACCUACCCUGCCUCUUUGGUUGCCUUUAAGGGCGAUCGCCGGAGCAAGAGUGUGUCCACCACCCUCUCCACAGUUGAUGCCCGUUUCCCACAUCCCUCGGACUGCACCCAGGUGCAGCAGAACAGCAACGCUGCCAGCGGCCUCUACACCAUCUACCUCAAUGGCGACGCCAGCCGGCCCAUGCAGGUGUACUGUGACAUGGAUACGGAUGGAGGCGGCUGGAUUGUCUUCCAGAGACGGAACACCGGGCAGCUGGAUUUCUUCAAGCGUUGGAGGAGCUAUGUGGAAGGCUUUGGGGAUCCCAUGAAAGAGUUCUGGCUUGGCCUUGACAAGCUGCACAAUCUCACCACUGGCACUCCUACCCGGUAUGAGGUGAGGGCGGAUUUACAGACUUCCAAUGAAUCUGCCUACGCUGUGUAUGAUUUCUUCCAAGUGGCCUCCAGCAAGGAACGAUAUAAGCUGUCAGUCGGGAAAUACAGGGGCACAGCAGGGGAUGCUCUCACUUACCACAAUGGAUGGAAGUUCACAACUUUUGACAGAGACAACGAUAUUGCCCUCAGCAACUGUGCCCUGACACAUCAUGGUGGCUGGUGGUAUAAGAACUGCCACUUGGCCAACCCCAAUGGCAAAUACGGGGAGACCAAGCAUAGCGAGGGGGUGAACUGGGAGCCGUGGAAAGGACAUGAAUUCUCCAUCCCUUAUGUGGAACUGAAAAUCCGCCCUCAUGGCUACAGCCGAGAUCGUUUCUCUGGCAGAAAGAAGAGGUCACUGGGAGGAAAGAUGAGAAUGUUCUGAAGAUACCUAUGAGCAAUCUUGGCAGGAGACUAGCAGCUGGGGUUGGGGCUGGGCGGUGUGAGCUUGGGGCGGGCGGGGUGGUGGCGACUGGGGACUGAGGUGGCUCAUAGCUUCUGGAUUCUGUGAGAGCGGGAUUGUCCACAGAACACACUGUCGCCAUGCGUUGAAGCUUAGAGGUCUCCCAUGUUGCAGUUCACCCAUCUCUACUGGGGGCGGGGCACACUGCAAAUCAGUAACAUCAUCGUUUCACCGCAUGGGUGGAUGAAGGGACGAUAUUGGACCUGCAAGGUUUCCCAGCCGUAGACAGAUUAGAUUAGGGGAAAAAUAUCAAUCACUCAGCGCCUCAUCAAUUAGAAAGCUCUAGAAAUUGGUGUUUAGAGAUAAAGCUUGCCUAAUACCGAUCCUUCUAGAAAGAAGAACCAGAUAUUCAGGAGCCAGGGCUAAGGCAACCUGAUGCAUAUUGCUCCAGUUCCAACCCCGUAGGUUUUGAGGGGAAAUGUGUAAAUCCUGUCCCCUUUUAAUUGCUGGCAUUAUGGGAGGAAUGGAGGGGCUGAGCCGCCCAUUUAGGCUCAGUUCCCGCUACUCUUCAGCGUGCUGGAAACCGAGGCUUGCUUAUUAUGGCCACUGCUCCACCCCUCAGCCAUUCACAUAUUCACCUUCCCAGAUCUUCAUCUUCAUGUGUUGCAAAUAAAUUACUGUGCAUAUUGACUUUAAAUAAUUUGGCUCUGCUACUCAACCUCUUCCCCGACUCCCCUUCACGUGCCUUUCCUUGGGUUCCACCCUGCUCAACCCCCUAGGUUUUCUAAGCUACGCACCACGUGGCCCUUAGACCGGACUCUUGGUGUAGCAGAUUGUUUGCUAUCAUUUUGGAAGGUUUCUACAGUCAAGUCAGUGACCAUUGAAGUAACUUAAAAUUCCUAUUCAAGAAAACAAACACACCA
This is a messenger RNA of Dipodomys spectabilis (banner-tailed kangaroo rat), 5627 nucleotides long. RefSeq names its product tenascin N (gene Tnn). The transcript is spliced from 21 exons. The record is from RefSeq and is a predicted model, not a curated record. Lineage: Eukaryota; Metazoa; Chordata; Mammalia; Rodentia; Heteromyidae. Bases 1 to 4686 code for a protein of 1561 amino acids. Gene Ontology annotation, molecular function: protein binding.